UGUAAAUUAUAUUGCGUCUUACUUUACAAUUGUAAAAAUUAUCAAAAAUAAUGACUGAUCGAUACAAAUUAUGGGGAGGUUGUUUUGAAGAAGAACCCUCUUCAGUAUUACGGCGUCUAAAUGACUCUCUAGGAAUAGACUCGCGACUUUAUCGUGAAGAUGUCAAAGGCAGCAAAGCAUGGGCGGAAGAACUACAUCGAAGUGGACAUCUUUCUAAACAGGACAAUGAUGCUAUACAAAAGGGACUAGAUAAAGUGGAGGAGAAGAUCACAGAGGAGCUCUACAAAAAUGGAAAGCUAAACGAUACUGAGGAAGACAUACAUUCCGUUGUCGAAAGACGACUAACAGAGCACGCCGGAGAAGCCGCUCUACGCCUGCAUACUGCUCGUAGUCGCAACGAUCAGUCCGCUACCGACACCAAGCUAUGGAUGCUUUCUUCACUUAAAAGAAUUCAAAACGAAAUAAUACAUCUCAUCUCGGUUCUCGUAAAACGGGCAGAGCAAGAAAUAGAUACAAUAUGUCCCGGAUAUACUCACUUGCAACGAGCACAGCCCAUCCGGUGGAGUCACUUUUUAUUGAGCUAUGCUUGGUCAUUUCGAGACGACGUGACAAGAUUAGAAGAACAAAGAAUUCGCUUGUCAUCUUGCCCCCUCGGAAGUGGUGCUAUUGCCGGCUGUGCUUUGCCGAUUGACCGAAAAAAAUUAGCCGCAAGCUUGGGAUUUCAAAAUGUUACACCCAACUCUAUGUUUGCUGUUGGUUCAAGAGACCACAUAGUUGAAUUUCUCAAUUGGGCAUCAUUAUGUGGAUUGCAUCUUAGUAGAUUAGCAGAGGAUUUAAUAAUCUACAGUUCUCAAGAGUUUAAAUUCAUACAGCAAUCCGACCAAUUUUCUACUGGCUCCAGUCUUAUGCCCCAAAAACGUAAUCCCGAUGGCUUAGAACUUGUACGAGGAGCGGCUGGAAUAUUACUUGGCGACGCAUUCUCAUUUAGCUGUAUUUUAAAAGGCUUACCAAGUACAUACAAUAAGGAUUUACAAUCGGAUAAGGAAAUCCUGUUUAGAGCAUAUGACAGACUGUUAGAUUGCUUAAAAGUCACCGUGGGAACCGUAUUUAACAUGAAAGUCGACGUUGAAAAGGCACGCAGCCUCCUAGAGCCCGGCAUGCUGGCGACGGACCUAGCGCACGCACUGGUGCGUCGCGGCGUGCCGUUUCGCCGUGCGCAUCAUCUGGUCGGUGCCGCACUGCGCCGCGCCGCCGCUCUCGAUCUCGAUCUGCAACAAUUGCCGCAUCUCGAAUAUGUCGCUAUAUGCCCUGAAUUUGGCACUGAAGAAGAACUAAUGAAAAUUUUCUCCUGGGAGGCGAGCGUAGAACAGUAUACAACUGAAGGUGGCACUUCCAGAAACACUGUUUUGCAACAAAUACAAGAAUUAAAUCAAUGGCUACAUGGCAAUAUUACAACUUGCGAUUAUAAAUAAAAGCAGUUACACCAUAAAAUCUA
Messenger RNA from Vanessa tameamea, 1495 nucleotides. It is a transcript of the gene Argl, whose product is annotated as argininosuccinate lyase. NCBI's taxonomy places the organism in Eukaryota, Metazoa, Arthropoda, Insecta, Lepidoptera, Nymphalidae. The transcript has 8 exons. Gene Ontology annotation, cellular component: cytosol. Gene Ontology annotation, molecular function: argininosuccinate lyase activity. The record is from RefSeq and is a predicted model, not a curated record. The coding region runs from base 51 to 1472 and encodes 473 amino acids.